CCAGUUUCUUUCUCCGUACAAAUACUUCAAUCGCAAACAUGACGGGCCCGCCGAACAAGCGUCAGAAGCGGGAUGAAUACAGAAAAGCUCAAGCAGGUGCUAAUGGAUCUCAAAGUGGCAAGAUCGAACUCCCCAAGAAGAAAUUCUAUCGGCAGCGAGCACACGCAAAUCCGUUUUCCGACCAUGCUUUGACCUACCCAGCCAGUCCCUCUAAGAUGGACUGGACCGGUCAUUAUCCUGCAUUUGUGGAAACCGCCCAGCAGGACGGGACGGUAGCGACUAUGACAAAGGAAGUAGAGAUCGCAGACGUCGGCUGCGGAUUCGGAGGCCUGCUUGUUGCGUUGUCACCCGUCUUCCCCGAGACGUUGAUGCUGGGAAUGGAGCUUCGCACCCAAGUUCUCGACUACGUUAUCAACCGGAUUGCUGCGCUCCGGGCUCAGAACCAGACUUCUGACACCAAAUAUUCGCCCUAUCAGAAUGUAUCUGCACUUCGCACAAACACCAUGAAGUUCCUUCCCAAUUACUUUCGCCGAAGCCAGCUAUCGAAAAUCUUCCUCUGCUUUCCAGAUCCACAUUUCAAGCAGAGAAAGCACAAAGCUCGAAUUGUCUCAGCUCAACUAAAUGCAGAAUACGCAUUCGUCACGAAACCCGGCGGAAUGGUCUACACAAUCACUGACGUCGAGGAACUCCACCAGUGGAUGGUCAAGCAUUUUGAGGGUGAAGAAGCUGGUGAUGCGAGAGAAUUGUGGCAGAGAGUGUCGGCAGAUGACCUGGGCCUGGAUCCUUGUGUCAAGAUCAUGAGUGAGGAGACCGAGGAGUCCAAGAAGGUAACGAGGAAUGGUGGAAAGAAGUUCAUUGCGGUAUUCAGAAGGAAACAAGACCCCGAAUGGCCGGAGUGAUAUGCUCGCAACACUCCAGCAUUCGAAAGCAAAGGUGAUGGAAUGUCAAGUGUCAGAUCUUUGCAAAUGCUGGAGACUUCUCAAGCUCAUGGCGCCUUCUUCUCGUCCUUCUCGCCAGUCAACGUUUCUGCACUUUGUCUGUCACCUACAUUACUUUCGGUAGGAGCCAUGCCAACCACUUCACCGCUCUUCAGUGCGUCAACGUCGAUUUGAGGACCAGUAUAGUUCUUGCGACCAUCAACAAACCACUGGAUGACCGAGACUAUCAGGACAAUUGCAAACGCUGCAAUGCAAUAGUUCAUGUUGUUGCCGGUCACUGGCAACUCUGGUGGAAACAUGAAGAGCACAGUCGUCAAGAAGGCGUAAGCGAUCCCGAUCUGCUGCUGGUCAACGUUGCUGUCGAAGAGCGACAAGGAAGGACUUACCAAAUUACACGUCCAACCCAGCCAAUUUGGUAAAAUGAAAGCGCGAGAUUCGGGCAACAUCUUUCUGCCCCGGAGGCAGUUUAUGGCGGGCGGAAUGGCAUACGUUAUCCCGAGAGCUACGACCGAGGCCGAGACGAUGGCGUUACUGUGGUGUCGUCAGGUUCGACAGCUCCAUGACAUGUCUGCGGGGGAACUUACAAGGCACUGCUUGAGCCAAGGAAUAUACACCCAAAGAUUAUGACGAGAAUGAGUGUCAACCAGAGAGCAUUUAGAGGCACAUCCAACCGCUUGUCGACUUUGGCAAAAAAUUUCGAAGCUGGAAGCCCGCGGUCUCGAGCGAAAGCAUACACCAUUCGGCUACUAGUAGUCAUGAUAGAGACCCCAGCGAACUAUGCGGCCAGUCAGCUUGGCCAUGCUUCCGGGAUAGUGUGACUCACCAGCAAGCAGACCAAAGGAAACAUCAACAGGCAUAUGGAGCCUGCUUUGUUGUUGGUGGCAUCAUAAAAGAUUUGCAACAUCGGGCCCGCCGCAGAGCUGAUGACAUUGUCGAGAUCUUUGGAGACAAAAAGAAGAACGCUCAGGUAUACAAAGCCCGUGACUACACCGAUCAAGACACAGGCUAUCAUGAUGCGAGGACCCUCAACGACAGGGUUGUUCAGUUCUUCGAUACAAUGGCUUACUGCGUCGUAUCCGGUCAAUCUGCAACAAGCCAUCCGGGUCAGCAUCCAAAGACUGCAAUGCAUGUGAGCUUCGUUCUGGAUCACUCACCCGAGACCGCCCUGCAACAGGCCUAAAAGCCACGCCAGUCCAUCGGGCCAGCCAGUCUCAUUGAUGAAGGUGCGAUAGACCACAUCGCCAGAUUGAUAAUGAGGCGAGGAGCAUGCGAGGACAGUUAUCGAGAUGACCAGCCAACCCGUAAUCGACCAAAUCAAAGCUGCUUUGGUGAUCGAGGGAAGGAGUCUUGUCAUGAAGGCAUUGACCAGAAACGCGAAAGCAUUGUAACCAAUGUAGAUCAGAAACUGAUGCCAGCGUUGCGGCUCGUAAGAGGACGUCGUGAGCGAGAUGAUCCCCAGGAUGAGCUGGCUACCCAGAAGACCAGCAGUCGCGGUCAGUGCAACCCAGCCGGCGG
Molecule: messenger RNA, 2453 nt
Organism: Exophiala xenobiotica
Lineage: Eukaryota; Fungi; Ascomycota; Eurotiomycetes; Chaetothyriales; Herpotrichiellaceae
Product: tRNA (guanine-N(7)-)-methyltransferase
Exons: 3
Coding region: 39-899 (286 amino acids)
Biological process (GO): tRNA methylation; RNA (guanine-N7)-methylation
Cellular component (GO): tRNA methyltransferase complex
Molecular function (GO): tRNA (guanine(46)-N7)-methyltransferase activity
Source: RefSeq, a predicted model, not a curated record